Patella vulgata (common limpet) is the source of this 6553-nucleotide messenger RNA. Its product is annotated as centrosomal protein of 162 kDa. The transcript is spliced from 32 exons. The record is from RefSeq and is a predicted model, not a curated record. Lineage: Eukaryota; Metazoa; Mollusca; Gastropoda; Patellidae. The coding region runs from base 175 to 4365 and encodes 1396 amino acids. Gene Ontology annotation, biological process: cilium assembly. Gene Ontology annotation, cellular component: axonemal microtubule; centriole; centrosome.
UUGUUCAGGAAUGGCGGAUUAAAAACAAAACAAGUCUACUCUUGACAAUUUUUGGGAAAAUUGCCUGAUCUGUAGUUUCCAGGCAAGAUCUCUACCGGGUGUAUCUUUUAAUUCAAAUGGACAUAAUCGUGAGGUAUUGCAAGUUUAAUCUGGUAGUACAGCUGUAAGAGAAGGAUGUCAAAUAAGUUUACAAAGGAAGAUCUAGAUACUCAGUUUGAUGCUUUUCUGAGAGAUUCUGUUUCAUCAGAGGAAUCUUUGCAAAAAUAUCUAAAGAAACCAGUUAAAAAGGAAAGAAAGUCAAAAUGGUAUGAAGAAGAUAAUGAAAAUGACAAUAGCACCACAAUUGGAACCGGAUUAAGUCCAAGUGGAAAGAGUUUUCUAAAAACAAAAGAAUCAAAAUCUGGAAAUUCCCAAGAUGAAAGUAAAGCAGUGGAAUUAAUACCCAAACAAAGGAAUAAGAAAGAUGUGAAUAACAAGAAUAGAAGAGGUUCAAAACAAGAAAUAUCAUUGAGUAAAGAUAGUUUAGAUGAUAUUUCUGAAAAGUCUGAAGACAUUAGUGAAGAAAGGAAAAAGAUUCAUCAACUUGUAGCAGAAGCGAGUUAUGAAAAUAACAAGGACAACUUUCAGGGAGAAGAUGAUAUUCUGAAUGAAUAUGUCAGCACUGGACCUGGUGUGGAUACAUUGAAUGAGUUGGCUGAUAAACAACAAUUUUUUCAGGGUUUAGAAGAAGAAACUGGCCAAUCUGUUGAUUAUCAUAGAUUAAUAGGAGAAAUAAGUGGUACAACAUACAAUCCUGUUGAUACUAAUCAUAAAAUAGCUGAUAUGUUGGAUGAUUCUAGAGAACAGGAAGAAAGAAGAAAUGAAUUAUAUCAUCAUGAAGUCAAAGAACAAUCAUUUGAAAAGGAUUCAUCUCACCAGAAGCCCAGUAUGUUGUCAAAAGUAUCAUUAUUGGAUUCAAUGGAUUCUACCAUGAAUACAACAACGUCACCUAAAGUUGGUACCUCAUCCAGAGAUCAUGAUGUUAGUCAAGAUAAUCUUAAGUUAACAGUUCCUGGUACAAUGAAAACACAUACUGGUACAGAGUUUAUGGGAACAAACACAAGUAAAGAAAUAGAGGAUUUACAUCAAGCCAUGCGAGAGGUAAAUAGGUCAGGAGCUACAACAGAUCAGCAUGAUCAACCAUUUGAUAUGUCAGCGUCAAGAGAUCAACUGGUCAAUGACCUAUUUAAUACAAACACAAAUGGUAAAGAGAGACCAAUAAGUGAGAUAUUUCAUGAUAUAGAUCAGAUAGAAUCAAGGAGAGCUCAACGGUCCGAUGUAUCAACAGACUUCAAGUUAUUAUCAGAUUAUAAAACACAACCAAAUAUACAAGCUCAACAUAAAAAAGGUUCACAAUCAUCUGGUAUAGACGAUUCAAAGAUAGAUGGAGGUGGGUUUGAUCAUUCACAUACUGAAGAUACCGAAGUCUUUCAUCCUCCGCCUGUUACUGCUGUGUCAGUUAGAGACAAAAAAAAGAAGGAGAAGUUACACAAUACCAUUUCAGCUCAAGCAGUCGAUCAUGGGAGAAGUAAAUCUAGAAGUAAAUAUGGUAAUAUACAGAGCUCAGGAUAUGGUAGAAAAUCACCAUCUGUGUCACCAAUACGAUCCCCAACAAAAUCGCCAAUACGACCUCUCUCUGAUAGAACCAAAAAACUUAGUCAGUCUUCACCAGAUGUUACUAGACAGAAACCCAGUAAAAAAGCAUCAUCUAAAUCUCAAAAUGUGAAACAAGGUGACAAAAAGAUACAAGAUCAAAAGCAACUCUUGGCAUCUGUAGAUUCAUUUACAAGAUAUAUUAAAGAUCAGAUCAAUGGAAAAGAUUUGCCUGGGGCAAAAUGGUCAAAAGAUGAACCAUCUCAGUCAUCUAGUAUUAAGUUAGAUAAAUCUGGUGGUUUAAAUAGAGAGCAAGUUUUAUUACAAGAACUUAAAGAUUUACAACAACAAUGGCAGGAAGUUAGAAAGGAAAAUGUCACCCUUAAAGGGGACAUGACAUCAAUGAGACAGGAACAUGCUCAGGAAAUGGAAAACUUUCGAUUGGAACAUGAGAAAGAAUUGUUUAAACUUAAACAAGAGAAUUUCGUGUUAGCUGCCAAGAAUCAGGUAGAUGAUGAACAUAAAGAACAACAUAGAAAACAAAUAACAGAAGAUCUGGAUAAUGUAGCUAAAGAGCGAAUAAACAAAUUAGAAAAAGAAAUAAAAGAACAGGAAACAUUAAUAGUUGGAUAUCAACAAGAAAAUCAACGGCUCUAUAAUGAAGUUAAACAAAUAGAUAAAAAUACUAAAGACACGGAAGGUUCGAUGUUCAAAGAAAAUCAGAAAUUAGCUCGAGAAGUUAGUCAACUAAGAGAACACUUAAGUCAGAAAGAAUAUGAGUUAAAACAUAAAGGUACUAUAACAAGUGUUGUAGCUCAACAAGAGAUAGCAGGUGGUCAAACAUCGACUUCUAGUAUGUCUAAUCAAGCUGUACUAGGAGCUGGUAAAAUAGCACAGUUAGAAUCAGAAUUAAAGGAAGCAACGAAACAGUAUGAUAUGUUACAACGUGAACUAAAAACUAUACAGAAUACUAAAAUAGAAUUAGAACAGCAUAUAGAUACUUUAAUACGAGAAAGAGAAGAUAUAAAGAAACAACUUGAUUUAGCUAAAACUUUACGACCUGAAGAUGCCAGGGCAUUAGAAGAAAAAUACAAACAGGAAAUAGAGAAAUUAAGUAGAAAAUUAAAAUGGUAUGUUGAAAAUCAGGAGAUGUUAGAUAUAGGUGCUAAAACAAUUAAAACUAAAGAUUUAACUAUAGAAAAACUAAAGAAACAAGUUGAAGAUUUACAAACAGAGACUGGCAAAAAGUUAGAAGAGAAUAAAUUACGGGUUAAAGAAAGAGCAGCUGAUGCUAGGAGAAUACAAGAUCUAGAAAGACAGGUGCGAGAAAUGGAUCAGAUUAUUCGAAAACGUCAUCCUAAUUCAUUACCCGCCAUGAUAUUAGCUGCUGGUGCUGUACCAGAUUCUAUCCCAGAUAAAAAGACCCCAACUAAUCUAGUCCUAGAAAAUAGAAUUAAGAAAUUAGAAGGUGAAUUAGCUAGUAAAGAUUCUGAAAGUGAGCAGUUGUUACGAGGCAUGGAACAAAAAUAUAAUGCAGUAAAGAUGCAGUUUGAAGAAAGAAUUUAUGAUUUAGAAUCCCAGUUAUCUCGUUUUAUUGAAAACCCAGGUGAUCCUCAUCCUCAUACACACGUAGGAGCUUUACAGAAGGAAUUAGAUAGUACUAGAGAUAGAUAUAGAAAACAAAUAGCAGAAUUACAAUCACAGAUAUUACAAUUACAAACAGAACUACAAAAAUCACAGAAAACUAAUGGAUUAAAUACAUACAAAUUAGAUAAUUCAAGUGAAAAUGAAUUACGCCUACAAGUUUUACAAUUGCAAAGAGAGGUUGAAAAUAAAUCACAUGACAUCCAGGUUCUCCAGAAAUCUUUAGAAAAAUUAAGGAAAGAAAAACAUCUAUAUAUGAUUAAUGGAGUUGGUAAAAAUAAUACAGAUGUAAAGAAAGGUAAAAGUAAGAAGAGUGUAAAGAGAUUAGAAGAGAAUGGUAUUGAUGUUACUACAACAGAUAAUAUAUUACAUCAAUCAUCAUCUGAUCAUUAUAACUCACAUGUUAAUAUAACAGAUAUUGUGAAAGAAAAUGAAUAUUUGAAAAACAAGGUUGAAAGGCUACAGUUAAGUUUAGAUCAACAGAGAGUCGAUUUAAGAAAAUCUCUAGCAGAAACAGAGGCUGUUGUUAGAAGAAGUCGAGAAGAAUAUGAAGACAAGAUUGAUACACUAAGAUCAAGUCACCAGAAAGAAUUCCAGAGAAUAUUAUCAGAACAAGCUAUAAGCCAUUCUACAUCUAAAGUAGCUGAAUUACACAGUAAAUGUGAUGCUCAAGAGGUUUUAAUUCACCAUCUGAAAGAACAGCUGUCUAAGAAUGAAGUAGAUGCAGAACAUAUAUCAAUAUUAAAAAUUGAAAAAACAGCAUUACAAACACAGAUUGAAAAACUACAGGAUCAGUUAGCAGAUGCAAAGCGUAAUUAUACUCCGGGCAUGAAACAUUUUGUAAGCAUUCAGGAAAAGAUAACUCAGAUGGAAAGACGACAUGAAAAACGUGAAGAAGAAUUACAAGAUAUUAUUAAAAACACACAAAAUAUUGCAUCAACGCAAUUAGACAAAGAAGCCGAAAAGUGGAAGAAAAUAGUUGAAAUGAAAAAUUUAGAAAUAGAAAAAUUUAGGACAGAACUUGAUUCAAUUUUAAAUGUGAUACGCAUGUUACAAAAACAAGGUGUCGUUCUUCCAUUGAAAUCCUGAUAUAUUAUCUUAACUAAAACUUUUACUUGUGAUAUUUUUCCAUGACUUAUCAGUGCUAUACGGAAUAUUUCAAACACCGUCCACUAAAUUAUUUUAAAACAUAUCCUGUUAAUAAAUAUGAUUUAUGUGCAGUAGUAUUUUCAUAAUUACAUACAUGUAUUAGUAUUAUUGAUACUAACAUUUAGAACAACUGCUGGAUGGUAGUUUUAUUUAUCCAAUUAGGUACCAAAUCAUCUGCAUCACAAGUUAUUUUUGAUGUCAUGAAUUAUCAAAACACCUGCAACAGUUUUUGGUCAUGAAAUGAAAUGAAAUGGGGUUUAACGUCCUAAUUUCUGCACUUUUUGAUCAUGACCAAGUGCUCAUAAAUUGUAAUGGUAAAUAGUUACCCAGGAAUGUAUAUCAGUGAGUUGAAAGCUGAACUGCCUGCUAUAAAGUUUAGUAGAAAAUUUACAUUGAACUUUCAGUAUGAAUGAAGGCUGUAAAAUAAGCAGUGCAAACUUUUAAAGAUACAUUCCAACAAAAGUAUCAGGUGGUUAUUUCCAAUAAAAGUGUGGAAAGUAGAGACACCCAAUCUUACUAGAAAAAUACUGGAUACCCUGAAAAACAUCAAUGGAGCAUGAUCAGGACAAGAAUGUAACUGGGUCACUAAUUGUCAGUCUGACCAGUAAGGCUGUUUGCACGAGCGAACGUGGAAAAGGUGAAACAGAUUCUGAGGACAGGGAACCAUACCAGAAUUUACUUAGGCUUCAAUAUUUAUGGUAAAUGGGCAGCGAUUAAAGACAAUAUCAUCUUUUAUAUGCAAUGAAUUCUCCUUCGGCUUGGCAGCCUUGAGUUGGUUCGUUGACGGCGAAGUCACGUGACACAAAUAUGGAUUCUUUAUUUAGAUUUUUUUAUAGCUUGGGGUAUUUCCUCACAAAUACAAUGUUUGAGAGGGACUUAGAGUUGGAGCAAAUUUUUGAUACAUUAAUUAGUUUGAAUAUGUUUUUAAUCAAGAUAUACCAUCAUAUCCACCCAGUUUGUACAUGGGAAGGCAUCUUUAAAUAGAUUUGACUAAACAAUUUUAAUAUCAGGUUAUAGCCCUUUCAUUUUUCUAGAAAAUAAGCAUAACAUACAGUGUUUAAUAAGAAUUAAUUAUGAAAUAUAUCACAUUAUCAUGGCAAAAAAACUUUAAUAAUUUGACAUGAUUUCCAAUUUAGAAGACUAGUAUAUCUAGGGGAUUAAAGCACAUUUUUAGAAAGGAUUGUUUGAUUUAUCAACUAAAAAUAAAUAAAAGUAUAUUAUUCGUACAUAUAUAUUUAUUAGUGUAAUCACUCAGGUUAAAUAGUUUCAUUAUUGGUAAAAGCAUGUGUUCAGAAACAAGUGCCUUAUGUAAAAUGUUGUCGUAGUAACAAUGUAUUUAUUUAUUUUAACUAUGUGUAGAAGGCCAAUAUUUUUGCCCUCUUGUAUAAAUAAUUUACGAUUGGCACAAUUGCCUGUGUCAGUAUUUGAAACAAUUGUUAGGAACAUCUGUACUUUAAUGCAAUGAGAUAAUUUUGAUCUACUGAAGAGAUUCAAGCAGUGGCUAGUAUAUGAAACUACCAUAGAAUAUUGUCCAUAAUAAAAUGAAAACACUCAUCAUAUAGAAGAACAUGGCUUAAUUAUUAAUGUAUUGCACAAUGCACAUUGACCAACCACACAUAAACUAUUUGCGUCCAAACCUGAAAAUUAGAACAUAAUUAUAUCAUAUAAUUGUUAAUAUAAUGUUAUUAUUAUAAUAGGUCCUAUAAAUGUAUUAUAAUGUAUAUUUUUGUAUUUAUAGUAUAUAAUUAAUUUAUUAAAUAAUUUAUUUAUUAUUGUAUUUAGGUUCUGUAUUUCCCACCAGGUAAUGUAUAUUACAGUGGAUUGGUAACUUAAAUGAUCGAAAUGCUUUAAGACUUUGUGGAAUGGAGAUAUUAGAUUUUAAUGACAGCUUUUGUAAAUCUACACCAAGCAGAUUCGCAAGGUGGAUAUUGUUUGAAUUUGAAACAUACAUUACAAAACAGUCUUACUCAGCCCUUGAAAAGGCUUUUGUUCGCAUCUGAGAAAAAUUUUGAUUAAGAUUUAUUGCAUUCAAGGGAGUUAAUUCCUAAUUUCUAAAGUGUAAAUGAUAAUUGUACAGGAUUUAUAAAUUGUUUCAAUGGCAUUUGGUAAUUGAACUGGAAUAUACAGG